Molecule: messenger RNA, 2919 nt
Organism: Odocoileus virginianus texanus
Lineage: Eukaryota; Metazoa; Chordata; Mammalia; Artiodactyla; Cervidae
Source: RefSeq, a predicted model, not a curated record
AUGGCUGGUGUGGCUUGUGAACGCCAGACCUGUCCCGUGCCUGCCGCACCUGUGGCCAUGACUGUCCGGAGAGGCCUGGGUCACUGCCUCAUUUGUCCGGACUCCCUGGGCUGUGGCAAAAAGAAGGCCCUGAAGGGCCGAUGGAGGCCACUAGGACCGGAUGGCUUUAGGCGUGGGCACGCGGGGCCGCUCUCUUACCCAGCGGCGCUCACGUCUGAGGGCUCUGGCCUGUGGAAACUAGCCCAAGCCCGGAAACACCACCACUUAGGGGAUGUGGGUGCCCGUGACCUCCCGGGGCUGCCCAGAGGCCAGGUGUGCACGGGGAGGAAGGGGGCUGGAGUACACAGCCCGGCCGAGACGCUAAGGGGUCUCGGAGUGGGGAGCCCGGGACCCCGGCGCAGAGGCGAGGAUGAGGCCAGACGCCCUAGCGCACCCUGGGCCCGGGCCGCCGCGGGCACCUACCUGCGGCCGCGCCCGCANUCGGGGCUGGGGCUGGGGGGCGCGGGCGACCAGGACGAGGAGGGGGCGACCGCAGGCGGCGGAGACGGGGCUGGUGCAGCGACUGGGGGCGCAGACGGCGGGGCCGCGGCGGAGCCGGCGCCCCCCGACGGGCCUGAGACGGGGGCGCCCGGGGUGGCCGUGGCCCCCGGUCCGCUGCCGCUGCUGGAGCCGGACGUGAGCCCCCCGCCGCCGCCUCGGCCGUCGCCGCCCGACGUGUUCGCUGGCUUCGCGCCCCACCCCGCGGCGCUGGGCCCCCCGACGCUGCUGGCCGAGCAGAUGAGCGUGAUCGGCAGCCGCAAGAAGAGCGUGAACAUGACCGAGUGUGUGCCCGUGCCCAGCUCCGAGCACGUCGCCGAGAUCGUGGGUCGCCAGGGGUGCAAGAUCAAGGCUCUGCGAGCCAAGACGAAUACAUACAUCAAGACUCCGGUGCGAGGGGAGGAGCCGGUCUUUAUCGUGACUGGCCGCAAGGAGGACGUGGAGAUGGCCAAGCGUGAGAUCCUGUCGGCCGCUGAGCACUUCUCCGUGAUCCGGGCCACGCGGAGCAAGGCAGGCGGGCUGCCGGGUACCGCGCAGGGCCCACCCAACCUGCCCGGACAGACCACUAUCCAGGUGCGCGUGCCCUACCGCGUGGUGGGGCUGGUGGUGGGGCCUAAGGGCGCCACCAUCAAGCGCAUCCAGCAACGGACGCAUACGUACAUCGUGACACCUGGGCGCGACAAGGAGCCGGUGUUUGCCGUGACCGGCAUGCCCGAGAACGUGGACCGGGCACGUGAGGAGAUCGAGGCCCAUAUCACAUUGCGCACGGGGGCCUUCACCGACGCCAGCCCCGACAGCGACUUCCACUCCAACGGCACAGAUGUCUGCUUGGACCUGCUGGGGGCGGCCGCGGGCCUCUGGGCCAAAGCCCCCAACCCAGGCCGACGGCCCCCAGCCAGCCUCCGUGGGGACACUGCGCUGGGCGCCCCGGGAGGCCCUGAGUCCUUCUACGCGGGCAGCCGCGGGGGACCGCCGGUGCCUGUGCCGGUGCCAGACGCUGGCCCCGCCAGUCCCUACAGCACUUCUGGCAACGGGGGCUUCACCUUCGGCGGGGACGGUCCCGGGGCCCCCACGGGGCCACCCGCCCCCGAGGACUGCGACUUUGGCUUCGACUUCCUGGCGCUGGACCUGACCGUGCCCACCGCGACCACCAUCUGGGCGCCUUUCGAGCGGGCCACCCCGCUGUCGGCCUUCGGCGGCUGCUCGGCAGUCAAUGGGGCCCCCGCGCCACCAGCCCCAGGUGCCCGACGCAGCAGCGGGACCGGCACACCACGCCACUCACCCACGCUGCCCGAGCCCGGUGGCCUGGGCCUGGAGCUCCCGCUGGCCCGCCGGCCUACACCGGACCCAGUGGGCGCCCUGCCCUGGCGGCCCCCACAGGGCUCCCUGACGUCCUUCUCAAGCAGCGCCAGCUUCUCCACAGCCACCUCGCUGCCCAGCAGCUCCUCGGCCUCCUCGUGCUCGGCGCUGGAUUCCAGCGCCCCUGAGAGCGGCCGUAAGCCCCCUGCGGCCCCAGCGCCUGCGGCCCUGGCGCGGGAGUGCGUGGUAUGCGCCGAGGGUGAGGUGAUGGCCGCGCUGGUGCCCUGCGGCCACAACCUCUUCUGCAUGGACUGCGCCGUCCGCAUUUGCGGCAAGAGCGAGCCAGAGUGCCCGGCCUGCCGCACACCCGCCACCCAGGCCAUUCGCGUGGAGACUACGCGGCCAAGCGGCACCUCAGUUCUUAACAAAUGACAGUAUUGAGUCGACAGGUUAAAAUAAACCAGAGAGAAAAGGCCUGCUUGCCUGCUUGCACUUUUUAUUUAAGACACUCCCUACCCCCUAUUCCCACCCCCCGCCCCCAGCCCAAGGUGAUCUUUUUAAGAAGAAAAAACAAAACACGAUUUUUACAACUCUGGGGUGUACUUCUUUUGUAUGUAGCGGAUAUCAAUUUGACAGUGUUUGUUUUCCCACGGUCUCAACCUCUGCAGAAACUGCCAGGAGGAGGAUGGCUCCCUUUGGGGGGAUCAUAUGGUUACCCUGUAAGCGGCGUGCAGGCCGGAGGUGUCCAGAACUUUCUAACUUUUUUUUAAUUAUUAAUCCCUUUCUGCUGUGGUUUCUGUUGACAGUUUUUAAUUUUUGUUGUUUUUAAAAAAGAAAAAAAACCUUUUACUUUUUACCUCUUGUGUAUAUGUAGGGAAUUUAUAGGGAAAUAUGUACUUUAUGGAAUAAAUUUUAAGACUAAAAUAUAUUUUAUUUUAAAUAAAGUAACGGACCUUUAAUCUUACACAGCUAAAUUACUGAUUAUAUAUUUGCUGAGCUGACCUAAGGGUUCAGAAAAUUGUAUCAAGAGUUUUAUUUUUUGACUUCAAAGCCUUCUUAAUAAAGUCUUUUUACUACACGUGA